GCAAGGAAGCGAAUAUGUAACAUGUAUCCGCACAGAAGGGAGGGAGAAAAGAAAGUUAAUAAAAGAUAGACAGUGACAGAUGUACAAUAUAGUGAAGUAGAAGAGAGGGAGAUAUAUACAAGGAACGGUACAGCUGGGCGGAAAAGGGAGGUACAAAUAUACCUGCUCUGACGCAAAGUAAUCAGCCCAAGUACUAAUUCCAACGGACAAGGAGAAGAUACAGAGAAGCUGAUCCCCAUAAACAGUCAGGAAAAAUGAAUCCUUCCCCUCUAGAUAUGGUGCGGGGGCCUAAGGCAAACGCAGCAGCAAUAGUGAAAGAACUCACAGGGCAGGUUCCACAGCUGGAUGGGCAGCUAGACCUGGGGAAGAAGGUGAGUGUCCCUCAAGAUUUGAUGUUCGAAGAACUUAAUCUGAAGCGCAACCGUGGCUCCUAUAUGUACUUAGAGAGACAGAAGCGAGUGCAGAAAUAUACAUAUGAAUACCCACCAGACCAAAUUCAUGCUGGCAGUAAAAUGAAUCACAUGCAGUCAGUUCAAGCAGCCAAUGGUGAUCACACAACAGCAACAGAAGGAAUGCAUGGGGGAGAGCACUGCCACUCAGAGAUCUACAUACCAAGAGGAGACAGCAAACCCCCCCCGAAUGUACCCAAAAAGACUGCUAAAGUUUUGCAGAUGAAGAUGUGCCUCAAUCCAGGGGCAAUAGCACCAGGUUACUCAGCCCCAUGGAAAGAGAUUCCUUAUGAGAAGUUUAACAGCACAGCCAUCCCCAAGUCAUAUAUAUCACCAUGGAUUGAGGAGCAGAACGUAGAAACAAUAGUGUCUGUCACUGAAUCCCUACCUGAACCACCCAAGACUCCUCUUAAUGUCACAUACCACAGCUUUAACAGCACUCCAAUCCCCUUUGGGAGUUUAUCUGUACUGGAAAAUACAAACUCUCCAACAAUGUUUGAAGAACUCCAAGCUCAGAUAGAGGAGGCCACCAGCGGCCUGGAACUAAUGUGCCAAAGACCCAGCUUCAACAGAACCCCACGGGGGUGGGCAAUGAAAUUCAUACCUGAAACAGCAGACCUGUAGCCGGCUGAUUGUCUGGAGCAUGUUUAUUAUGCUUUCCUAUAAUAUGCGUUUCAACUUGUAUGGAUCUUGUAUGCAAUCAUAUGCCUUACCUAAGUACAUACAGUGAGUUAUCUCUAUGCGCUCUUCAUUUUCCUAGUGUUUGUACUAAAGUUUGUUAAAAAUUGUCAUGUUGCUGAUUUUCUGGUGAAAAUUUGAUGCCAAUUUCCUUCUAUAAAGUUUGCAAAUUGUAAUCGCAAAA
Xenopus tropicalis (tropical clawed frog) is the source of this 1311-nucleotide messenger RNA. It is a transcript of the gene myoz3, whose product is annotated as myozenin 3. The record is from RefSeq and is marked provisional. Gene Ontology annotation, cellular component: Z disc. The transcript is spliced from 7 exons. The coding region runs from base 276 to 1073 and encodes 265 amino acids. NCBI's taxonomy places the organism in Eukaryota, Metazoa, Chordata, Amphibia, Anura, Pipidae.